Molecule: messenger RNA, 1488 nt
Organism: Lecanosticta acicola
Lineage: Eukaryota; Fungi; Ascomycota; Dothideomycetes; Mycosphaerellales; Mycosphaerellaceae
Source: the annotation of a GenBank genome assembly
AUGGACAGACACCUUGCUGAAGCACGGGGAGACAGUCUCUACAACGGUGGUGGCCCGGGAGUCCUCUACGGCCUGAUCGCGGCGACGAUAUUCUACGGUUUCAUCGGUGCUGGCCUCGCGGAGCUGUCGUCGGCCAUCCCGAGCUCUGCGAAUGUCUACCACUGGGCCUCCGUCACUCCUGGACCGCGAUAUGGACGAGUCUGUUCGUGGUUCGCCGGCUGGUGGAAUUGCAUCGCCUGGAUCUUCGGCGCCGCUUCCACUUCCCUCUUCGCCGCCAAUGCCAUCAUCGCCAUGUACACCGUCUAUCAUCCCGACUUUGUCCCCCAGCGAUGGCAGAUCUUCAUCGCGUACUUGGCAAUCAUCUGGCUGGACACGGCCAUCGUCUGCUUCGGACAGCGGUACAUUGCCAAGUUCGCUACGCUUUCCGGUGCCCUCUGCCUGGUACUCGUCUUGGUCACCGUGUUGGUAUGCGCCAUUAUGCCUUCUCAGACCGGGGCCGGGUAUGCCUCGGACCGCUUUGUCUGGUCCGAAUGGCAAAACCUCACCGGGUGGUCCAGCAAUGGUCUGGUCUUCCUGAUGGGCACGAUCAACGGCGCGUAUGCCAUCGGAACGCCAGAUGGGGUCUGCCAUAUCUCCGAAGAGGUUCCGCGGCCCAAGGUCAACGUUCCCAAGGGUAUCGCUGCGCAGAUGCUCGUGGGCUUCGCGACGACGUUUGUCUUCUACAUUGCAGUGGUAAGUGUCCCUCCAAGUCUUGGUACCCUGUCAAGGCUCACCUCUCUCGCGCAGCUAUAUGCCAUCACCGACCUCGACGCCGUCUUCCAAAGCAACAUCACCGCGCUCCCUCUCGCCGCCAUCUUCCAGCAGGCAACACGCUCAAACGCAGGAACGUUCGCUCUCCUCUUCCUGUACUUCUUCGACAUCCUCAUCACCGUCCCCGGAGGCUGGAUCACAGCGGGCAGAAUGCUCUGGGUCCUCGGCCGCGACGACGCGACUCCCUUCCCCCGCUUCGUGGGCAAAAUCUCUCCAACCUUCCGCAACCCCUUCAACGCCCAAGUCCUCUGCGGCGUCGGCGGCACCCUCCUCGGCUGCAUCUACAUCGCCUCCGCCACGGCUUUCCAGGCCUUCGUGAGCAUCUUCACCGUCUUCACCACCCUGUCCUACCUCGCCGCCAUCCUGCCCCAUCUCCUCACCGCGCGAAGGCACGUCCCGCCGGGCCCCUUCUGGAUGCCCGGCGCCUGGGGCUACAUCGUCAUGGGCGUCGCGUCGGCUUACAUCGUCGUGCUCAACGUGCUGUACAUGUUCCCGUACACGUAUCCCGUCGCGAAUGCGCAGGCGAUGAAUUGGACGAGUGUCAUGUUUGCUGGCAUCACGUUCCUCCUCGCUCUCGGCUAUCUCUGGAAACGGAAUCGUGGCUAUAUUGGGCCGCGGGUCGUGAUGGAGGCACAUGAUGAUAUCUUGAAGGGUAGAAUAGGUUUGGAGAAGAGGUGA